Diatraea saccharalis (sugarcane borer) is the source of this 2961-nucleotide messenger RNA. The record is from the annotation of a GenBank genome assembly. Lineage: Eukaryota; Metazoa; Arthropoda; Insecta; Lepidoptera; Crambidae.
AUGUGCCUCGUAUCUGUGGUUUCAUGUCAAGAUUGGGAAGUGACUACGGUGGAGGGUAUUGGGAAUCGACGUAGCGGGUACCACCCGGUACAGAAAGCCCUGGCUCAGUACAAUGGCACACAAUGCGGUUAUUGUAGCCCCGGAUGGGUCAUGAGCAUGUACAGCUUACUGGAAUCAAAACAUUAUGAUUUAACACAAUACGAAAUAGAAAAUUCAUUUGGAAGUAACACCUGUCGAUGUACUGGAUACAGACCCAUUUUAGAUGCUUUCAAAAGCUUUGCUAAAGAUGCACCAAAACCUAAACUACAAGAUAUUGAAGAUCUAAAAGAAUGUAAAAGUGUAAAUUGUAAAAACAACUGUGACAACAACUGGUGCUUUAUUAAUAAAAGUGACACAGAUACAAAAACGAAAAAAAUUGUACUGAAAGAUAAUCGGAUUUUCUAUAGAGUGAAUCAACUUGAUGAUAUCUUCUACGUUUUAGAUAAAGAAGGAUAUGAGUCUUACAUGCUUAUGGGAGGCAAUACAGGAAGAGGAGCGACACCAAUACUGGAGUACCCUAGAAUUUUAAUAGAUAUUAGUGCUGUACAAGAAAUCAAAAUGCAUUACUUGGAUCAGAACCUCGUUGUUGGUGCUGGGACUACUUUAACAGAUCUGAUGGAUAUAUUUUUGGCAAUUUCAAAAACAAAUGAGGAAUUUGCUUAUUUGCAAAAAUUCUAUGAACAUUUAGAUUUAGUUGCUCAUAUACCGGUGAGAAACAUUGGGACAAUAGCUGGAAAUUUAAUGACAAAACACAGAUAUCCUAAAUUUUCAUCAGAUUUAUAUUUACUAUUUGAAUCGGUUGGUGCGUAUUUAACUAUAGUUCAUCAAAAGAAAUUCAUAGAAGUCACACCACAAGAUUUUCUACAUUUAGAUAUGACUGGGCGGGUAAUAACAUUCGUAAAAUUUCCACCUCUACCAGAAAAGUAUAAAUUCACAUCGUUUAAGAUUAUGACUCGUUCACAAAAUGCACAUGCUCAAGUAAAUGCUGCUUUCUUAUACGAGUUCGAUCAUAACCAUGACAAUACUGUACUAUCAGCAAGAAUAGUCUUUGGAGGCUUAUCCGAAACAUUUACUCACGCUCAACAAACAGAACGGUUUCUAGUGAAAAAGAAAAUCUUCACAAAUGAAGUGCUGCAAGAAGCUCUUCGUGUAUUACACGAUGAACUAAUCGGUCUACUUCAACUGAUUCCUGAAAGUAAAUUGAAACCGUUUUAUCGGUCUGGCGCCAAGAACUUUAAAAGAACAAGACCUGUUUCUAAAGGAGUUGAAGUUUAUGAUACAAAUCCAGUAAUAUGGCCAAUAAACGAACCGAUGCCUAGAAUAGAUGCAAUGAUACAAUGUGCUGGUGAGGCCGAAUAUGUAAACGAUAUUCCCGUGCGACAUCAAGAAUUGUAUUGUGCUUUCGUCACUUCGGACAUAUGUGUUGGAGAAAUAGAGAGUAUUGAUCCUACUCCAGCAUUGAAACUUCCAGGAGUUGUAGCAUUUUUCGCAGCAAAAGAUAUUCCAGGAAAGAAUUCAUACCUAUCCCAGAGAGUACCAACACAAUUAAUACCAGAAGAAGUAUUUGCUGAAAAAGAGGUUGGUGUAAGUAGUAAUGGUGAAAUACAGUAUUUAGAAUACCACUUCUUCCAAAAUUAUGGGUACUUAGCUGCUGAAGCUAUUUAUACACUAACAAUUCCAUCAUUGAAAAAUUGUUACGACAAUAGAAGGUGGCAAUAUAAACUGUUUAGUGUCACAACAGAUUUACCUUCUAAUACGUUCGCUAGGGCUCCAGGUGAAUUAGAAGCAAUUGCACUAACUGAGCAUAUCAUGGAAAGGAUAUCGUAUGAAAUUGAGAAAGACCCAGUGGAAGUUCGCUUAAACAAUAUUGACCCACUAGCUACAGAUACUAUUGAUGUUAUACAAACAGUACUUAAAGAAAGUGAAUAUUAUAAACGCAAGGAAGAGAUAGCGAAAUUCAACAGUACGAAUAGAUGGAAAAAGAAGGGCCUAAGAGUUGCUUUCUUAAGUUGGCCCGCACCAACACUUGUUGAUUAUCAUGUUCUUUUAAGUGUUUUUCAUGGAGAUGGAACCGUUGUGGUUGCCCACGGUGGUGUAGACAUAGGUCAAGGUAUCAAUACUAGAGUUAUCCAAGUGGUUGCAUAUACGCUCAAUAUAUCAAUGGAUAAAAUUAAAAUAAAGCCCACAACAGUUGAAAAGAAUCCUAAUACUUUCACUGUUGGUGGUAGCCGUACAACACACUCAGCAUGUUUUGGAGCUAUCAAGUGUUGUCAAAUGAUUUUAGACCGUUUAUCCACCGUAAGAGAGACACUAAAUAAUCCAACAUGGGAAGUAUUAGUAGAGGCUGCUUUCAAUCAAGGUAUAAACCUACAGGCGAGCUAUCGAGUGACCGCCAAUGACGUGGACACCCAUAGAUCAGCUGGAGCUGUAGUAACUGAAGUGGAAUUAGAUAUUUUAACAGGAGAACAUGAGAUCCUGAGAGUAGACUUAGUUGAAGAUGUCGGUACAAGCGUUAAUCCAGAACUAGACAUAGGCCAGGUUGAGGGUGCAUUUAUCAUGGGCAUCGGGUAUUGGACACAUGAACACCUUGACUAUGAUAAAAAAACUGGGGAGCUCCUAACUGACCGGACAUGGAACUAUGACGUACCACUCGCUAAAGAUAUUCCAAUAGAUUUCAGAGUACGGCUGAGAAGAAAUUCUUUCAAUCCCUUUGGAACUUUGGGAUCCAAAGGCGAGUCUGUUUCAGAACCGCCUAUAUGUCUGGCCGUGAGUGUAGUAUUCGCUCUCAGGGAGGCUAUUGCAGCAUCCCGCGAAGAUAGCGGAUACCCGAAAACCCAAUGGUUUGAUGUCGAUGCACCAUACACAAUCGCCAAGAAUGUUUUGAAAGCAGACGUCCAACUUAAAGAGUUUCUAUUCAAUUGA